AUGCAUACUUCGGGACCGGCAAACGAGUUCUUGCUGGCGGUGGAUCCGCAGCGGGGAGCUACGGAGGCCGCCACGCCCCACGCGACCGCCGGCGCAGACGGCGUCUUCAUCCACGCGGAGGGUGCCAGCUGCUGUGAAGCACUUUUAGCUGAGCUCUUGCAUUCUCCUGGGCCGGGCCUCGGAGUGCCAGGAAGACACGCGGCGCGGCCGCCCCUGCUACUGUAG
Molecule: messenger RNA, 225 nt
Organism: Rangifer tarandus platyrhynchus (Svalbard reindeer)
Lineage: Eukaryota; Metazoa; Chordata; Mammalia; Artiodactyla; Cervidae
Source: the annotation of a GenBank genome assembly